CGUCCUGUGGGCAGGAGCCAUUAUUCUACUCUUAGGUGUUUAGUGUGAAACGUGCUUCACGGGAAAUAUUUAUUUCACAUUAUUUGAAGAAAGAUGAAAUUCUCAUACAAGUUCAGUAAUUUACUUGGCACAGUUUAUCGUAAAGGAGAUCUAUUGUUUUCUCCAGAUGGGUCAUCAGUUAUUAGUCCUGUAGGUAAUAGAAUCACAAUUUAUGACUUAAAGAAUAAUAAGUCUAGAACACUUCCUGUGGAAAGCAGAUAUAAUUAUGUUACUAUUGAUAUAUCUCCAAAUGGUAGCAUGUUGGUUGCAAUUAAUACAGAUGGUGAAGCUCACAUAAUAAGUCUGAUAACUAAAGUUAUUUUACACAAGUACAGAUUUAAAGGACGUCCAAAGUGUGUUAAAUUUUCCCCAGAUGGAAAAUAUUUUGCAGUUUCUAAAGGAGGUGGUGUUGUUGUCUUUAAUGCACCUUGCUUACAAAGUGGGAAUUAUAAUCCAUUUGUUAUGAUACAUGCAUUUCAUGGACCUACUGCUGAAACAACAUGCCUCAGUUGGUCUUUUGAUUCAAAACUAUUAGCAGUUGGUUCCAAAGAUACUACUGUAAGAGUGUAUAGUUUACAAAAGUGGGCGAAUUUUAGGGUAAUUACAUUGGGCUGCCACUCUGAUGUAAUCGUAGGAUGUUUCUUUGAGAAUAAGAAUUAUGAUCUAUAUACUAUUAGCAGAAAUGGCCGGACUUGUAUCUGGGAAUGUACAAUUGAUCCAGACGAUUUAGUUCAAUGGAAUCCACCUUUAAAAAAGAGAAGACCUAUGGAUAGUGACAGUGAAGAUGAUAUUGAUAUAAGUAAAGCUAUAGAGAAGCCAAAAGCUCAUACUUCAGAUGGUAAUUUGUUAGAAUCAGAGGAUUUGCUACGAGAUAAUGAUGUAAAAGAAGAAGAGGGUAUAGAAGAAGAUGCUGCAGAAAAAAGUGUUCUUGAUGCUGCUAACGAAAUCAAAAGGCUAGCUUACAAGAAGUUGGCGCGUCAUUACUUAGCAGAUGAGCCUCGAAAGUACGACAAGGAUGUAAGACUUACUGCAGCUGCUUAUCAUCGAGAUACACAUAUAUUGGUUGUUGGAUUCAAUAUUGGUUCCUUUUAUUUAUACGAAAUGCCUGACGUCAAUAUGAUUCAUUCAUUGAGUAUUUCUCGACAGCGUAUUUCGUCAAUCGCUCUAAAUUCUACUGGUGAUUGGAUAGCUAUAGGAUGCUCUCAUGCUGGACAAUUAUUAGUUUGGGAAUGGCAGAGCGAGACGUAUGCCAUGAAACAACAGGGACACCGAACUAAUAUGAAUUGUCUAGCAUAUAGUCCGGACGGCCAGUACAUCGUGACUGGUGGCGAUGAUGGUAAAAUGAAAUUAUGGAAUACAGUGUCUGGAUUUUGUACGCUCACAUUCCACGAACACACCUCGGCUAUUUCGGAUGUGCUAUUCAGUCAUAAUCGUAAAUUCAUCGCGUCUGCUUCGCUGGACGGAACUAUUCGCGCAUAUGAUCUAGUGAGGUACAGAAAUUUUCGUACUCUCACUUCGCCACGACCAGCGCAAUUUACUUGUAUGGCGAUCGAUGCGAGUGACGAGUUUCUCGCGGCGGGUGACCAAGAUUUCUUUGAGGUGUUCUUGUGGAGCAUGAAACUUGGAACUCUCUUAGAGAUAUUGAGCGGUCAUACGGGACCCGUUGCGAGUUUGGCAUUUAACCCCAAUAUUACCAGCACAGAAUUAGCAUCUGUAUCCUGGGAUAAAACGUUGAAAAUAUGGAAUGCCAUUGAGCAUGGUUCCACACAUGAAACUAUGAUAUUAACGGCUGACGCGUUAUGCGUAACUUAUAAACCAAACGGGGAAGAAGUCGCAGUCGCCACGUUGGACGGACAAAUUUUAUUUUUCAAUUGUAAAACUGCGAGACAGACGGGCUAUAUCGAGGGCAGGAACGAUUUAGGCGCUGGUAGAUCCAAGACCGAUCUCAUUACAGCAAAAAAAAAUUUGCAGGGGAAAGCUUUUACUACUUUAUGUUACUCGGCUGAUGGUACAUGCAUAUUAGCCGGUGGCCGCUCGAAAAAUGUAUGCAUUUAUAAUGUUGAAGUGUGUACAUUGUUGAAAAAAUAUGAGAUCACUCAGAACAGAUCUUUGGAUGGUGUAGAGGAUGUUAUAAACAGAAGAUACAUGACUGAAUUUGGGAACAUGGCCCUAGUCGAGCAUCGCGAAGGCGGGAAUAUAUCAUUACACUUGCCAGGUGUUAGAGCCGGUGAUAUGGCAAGCAGGAAAGUUAAACCCGAAGUGAGAGUACUUAGAUUACAAUUCUCGCCUACAGGGCAAGCGUGGGCUGCAGUGACAACAGAGGGUUUAUUGAUAUACUCUUUAGAUAUUGGAUUGAUGUUCGAUCCCUUCGAGUUAGAACUUGGAGUUACACCAGACACGGUAAAGGAAACGCUUGAAAAACAAGACUACGCCAAAGCAUUGAUGAUGGCGUUGAAGUUAAACGAGCAGUUAUUAACACAACAAGUUUUAGAGGCUGUUCCAUACAAAAGUAUUGGAUUAACGACAGCGAGUAUACCAGAUGUUUACAUAGAGAAGUUAUUGAAAUUUAUAGCAUCCGAACUGGAAUCAACUAGACAUAUACAUUUUUAUCUUCUCUGGGUAGAAGUAAUCUUGACAAAACGUGGAUCACAGAUUAAUACUGCGCUUCAGAUGCCAGUGUUGUUAAUGUUGCAGAAGAAUAUGCAGAAAAAAUACGACGACUUGAGUAAAAUAUGCGAUUUUAACCAAUAUACGUUGAAUUAUAUACUGAGUGUAGGAGAACUAAAAUCGACGAAAGACGUAUCCAAACAUACAUGGAGUGACAGUGAGUCGGAUAAUGACGAUUCGAUCAAUAUCUUGAAAGAUUCUUCCACGGAUCUAGAAGAUUGGAGCGAAGAAGAAAAAGAAUAAAUAUUUUGGAAUCAUAAAAUAGAUUCAGCUACAUGAAUAUUCUUGGCAGAACGAAGUGAGAGGCAAAAUAUAGGGAGACUUCUGUUUUUAUCUGUGUAGGUAAGACAUAAAUGUUUUUUGACAAAAAUGACAGAAACUACAUAAAUCCUCAUUUAAGAACGUGUAGCAUAAAUAAAUUAUUUCAUUAAAAUAUUAAAUUAUAAACCAGUAAGAGGCAACACAAAAAGUAACCAGUUACGCAAAAUACUUCGGCACGUAUAUAGUUAUGUACUAUAUGGCUACAUUCGCUUUGGGCGCUUAUACGCUGUAAGCGUCAUUCUAUCUUCUUCCCGCAUAUAAUGAGCGAUAAAGAUAGAAUGACGCUUAAAGUAAGCGUAAGUGCGUAAGCGCCCAAAGCGAACACAGCCUAUAUGUAUGUAUGUAUGUAUGUAUGUAUAUUCAUGCAUAUCAUUGUACACAACGGAUGUUUUACGGUAUUCAAUUAGAGUUCCAUAUAAUAUGUUUAAACGAAAAAACAUUUAAACGUGUACCCGAAAAUCGUGUCGCAGCAGCAGCCUUAGUUUCGACUUUCUUCAUUGUUCUUCUUGUGUUGGUUCUUACUGCCUUAUAAUUUGAUAUUUCGAUUAUGUAUCCAAGAGCCUUAUAAUACUUAAUUUAAUUUUUAUAUUAUGGGUACGGCUCAGUAAGCACUACAAAUGCUUUGUAACGUUUUUACUUUCUUUUUUCGAAUCCGAGAAAUAAAACAAGAGAAACACUGCGCAGCAUUUGUAGCGGUUACUGGACUGUGCCCUAUUUCAUCACAUAAGAACAAAAGUCUAACUUCAGAUUAAUGAAAUUACAUAAAUUUUUAUUUAAAUGAAGGUUUUAAAGAAAAUAUAGAAUAACAUUUACAUAAUUAGGCGCUACAUCUUAUCAUACAUUUAAAUUACAUUUAAAUUGUCACUUGCCAGCUAUUACUGACAUUAAUGCACACACAACAAAGAACAGAGGAUCACUGAUGUUUUGUCUCCUUUUCCGUUCUGCCAAAUCCAAUUUAUUUCCUAAAGAAGUAUAUAUGAUAUGUUGCAUCUAUUUCUUAUGUCUAUGGAAGAAAAGUCACCAAUUAGGCUUUUUAUUGAAAUUUUAUAGAAAACGUUCUUUAAUACUGUAUAUAUAAUGUACAUAUAAUAACUUUUUUAUAAAAUAUAUUUAUUUUUAAAAUAAA
Odontomachus brunneus is the source of this 4153-nucleotide messenger RNA. Its product is annotated as periodic tryptophan protein 2 homolog. Gene Ontology annotation, biological process: ribosomal small subunit assembly; maturation of SSU-rRNA from tricistronic rRNA transcript (SSU-rRNA, 5.8S rRNA, LSU-rRNA). Bases 94 to 2949 code for a protein of 951 amino acids. Gene Ontology annotation, cellular component: Pwp2p-containing subcomplex of 90S preribosome; small-subunit processome. The record is from RefSeq and is a predicted model, not a curated record. The transcript is spliced from 15 exons. NCBI's taxonomy places the organism in Eukaryota, Metazoa, Arthropoda, Insecta, Hymenoptera, Formicidae. Gene Ontology annotation, molecular function: protein binding.